AUGAAUUUUCUGUCUUCACCAUUAGUUAUACACGCUCACCUUCACCUUUUCUUUAUUCAGUUUAGUUAUAGUAUGAAUCCACGAUUCAGGUUUAUACUGAGAUACUACUCUUCAAAAAAACCAACCUUUCACGUCACCCCUCCUGAAUCUAUAGCAAACGCAAACGCAAACGCAGUGCGCACUAGCAACAGUCCAGGCAAGAGUAAACAUAAAGGCAAAUUGUUGAUACUCGUAGGAAGUUUAGCACUCGUGACAUCCGUGAUUUCGGUAAACUAUCAGAAGAACAAACCAAUUGAAUUUCUUGAAUAA
Saccharomyces mikatae IFO 1815 is the source of this 309-nucleotide messenger RNA. It is a transcript of the gene MIN9, whose product is annotated as Min9p. The record is from RefSeq and is a predicted model, not a curated record. The transcript has a single exon. Lineage: Eukaryota; Fungi; Ascomycota; Saccharomycetes; Saccharomycetales; Saccharomycetaceae. Bases 1 to 309 code for a protein of 102 amino acids.